AUGUCCGCGACGUCCGCAGCCUUCGUCGCCCCCGUCGCGCGCAUAUCGUCGCGCUCGACGCGGCGCCAUCGCGUCCACGCCCCGAUCGCGCGCGCGGUCGCGCCGUCGUCGUCGUCGUCGUCGUCGUCCGUUCAUCCUGUGCGCGGCGACGCGCUUCCCACCUUUCCCGGCGGUUGGCUGGGCCCCGACCUUGCAGCGGACCCGGGCUCGUGGACGCACAGGCUCACCGAUGACGAGGUCGCGGAGCUCGACGCCGCGCUGGCGUCCGCGGAGGCGGCGGGGCUCGACGUCAUCGACCUCACCCCGGACACCUUCCCGCUCCCCACGCUCAAGACUCGACUCGACGCCACGAGGCGCGAGCUCGUCCACGGCCGCGGGCUCUGCCUGUUCAGGGGCGUCCCGGUCCACAGGUACACGCCGUGGCAGAGGUGCGCGGUGUUUUACGCGAUGGGCGCGCACAUGGGCUGGACGUGCCCGCAGAACGCCCGCGGUCACGUCCUCGGGCACGUCAAAGAUCUGGGCGCCGAUCCAAACGAUCCCACGACUCGAAUCUACACCACGUGCGCCGCGCAACCCUUCCACACCGACAGCGCCGACAUCGUGGGGCUGAUGUGUCUCGAGAACAGCACGACGGGGGGGGAGUCGAUGGUGGUGUCCUCGGUGGCGGUGUGGAACGAGCUGGCGCGGACGGCGCCACAGCUGGCGCGAACCCUCUUGGAGCCAUUCCCGGUGGACCGAAAGGGCGAGGUGCCCCCGGGGAAGCGGCCGACGUACGACAUGCCGGUGUUUCACAGGCACGGCGCGCGCGCCAGCGACGUCGACGGCAGCGCGGUGACGGUGUGCGUCGGUGCGGGCGAAGCGGGAGAUUCGGAGGGAGGGCGCGAGGGAGGGUGCGAGCUGCUCAGCGGGAUUUACGACAGGAACUUCAUCGACGCCGCGCAGGCGCGGUUCACGGAGGACGACGGCGUGCCGCGGCUGACGCCGACGCAGAUCGCCGCGCUCGACGCCCUCGACGCGACGUGCGACGACCCGAGCGUCCGUUUGGACAUGCGCCUGGAGCCCGGCGACGUGCAGUGGCUUCACAAUCACACGACGUUUCACGCCAGGCGAGAGUACGGCGACGGGGAAGGAAAAGGCCCGAGCAAGAGGCACCUCCUGCGGCUGUGGAUCACCCCCCCGGACGCGAGGGCGCUGCCGGGGGCGUUCGCCGAGCGAUUCGGGGAUCUGCGCGUCGGGGCGGGACGGGGCGGGAUCAGGGUGGAGGGACAGACGCCCUUCUGCGCGCUCGAGCCUGGGGCUUGA
This is a messenger RNA of Micromonas commoda, 1302 nucleotides long. RefSeq lists its product with no specific name. Lineage: Eukaryota; Viridiplantae; Chlorophyta; Mamiellophyceae; Mamiellales; Mamiellaceae. The coding region runs from base 1 to 1302 and encodes 433 amino acids. Gene Ontology annotation, molecular function: oxidoreductase activity. The record is from RefSeq and is a predicted model, not a curated record. The transcript has a single exon.